Messenger RNA from Quercus robur (English oak), 1062 nucleotides. Its product is annotated as probable receptor-like protein kinase At5g59700. Bases 2 to 841 code for a protein of 279 amino acids. Gene Ontology annotation, biological process: protein autophosphorylation. Lineage: Eukaryota; Viridiplantae; Streptophyta; Magnoliopsida; Fagales; Fagaceae. Gene Ontology annotation, molecular function: transmembrane receptor protein tyrosine kinase activity; ATP binding. The transcript has a single exon. The record is from RefSeq and is a predicted model, not a curated record. Gene Ontology annotation, cellular component: plasmodesma; plasma membrane.
GAUGAUACUGGUUUAUGAAUAUAUGGAAAAGGGGACUCUAAGAGAGCACCUCUAUCAUUCAAAUGACAAUUCUGAGAGUUCACCCUCGCGAUCUGAAUUAUCUUGGAAGCAAAGACUUGAAAUAUGCAUUGGUGCUGCCACGGGUCUACAUUACCUACACACUGGUCCAGCUGGAGGAAUCAUUCACCGUGAUGUGAAGACUACAAACAUCUUGCUUAAUGAAAAUUAUGUGGCUAAAGUUGCUGACUUUGGCCUUUCAAAGUCAGGGAUUCUCGAUCCAGAACAUUUCACAAUGGGCGUGAAGGGUAGCUUUGGUUAUCUUGAUCCUGAAUACCUUACCACCCUACAGUUGACAGAAAAAUCUGAUGUGUACUCUUUUGGAGUUGUACUUCUUGAAAUUCUUUGUGCUAGACCAGCUAUUAACAACUCGCUUCCAAUGGAUGAGAUGAACCUAGCUGAAUGGGGGAUGCUGUGGCAAAGGAAAGGCCAACUUGAGAAAAUUAUCGAUCCAGUGCUAGUUGGUAAAAUCAAGCCUAGUUCAUUGCGAAAGUUUGGUGAAACUGCUGAGAAGUGUUUGAAGACAAGUGGUGCUGACAGGCCUAAAAUGCAUGAAGUGCUAUAUGACUUGCAAUAUGCACUGAAGCUUCAAGAAACUGCAAUGCACGCAGACCCAGGUGAAGACAGCACAAUAAAUACUGCAUUCGAGUUGCAGUUACCUCUUGCUUGGCAAUUGCCUUCUGAUAGAAUCCUAAUGGAGGAAGAUGAUCAUACACCCAUGGGAGGGGAUGAUGAUUCUGAUACAAAGGCUAUUCUUGAAAGUCAAAACCUAAUUGAGGAUUGAUGGUGCCAGAUAGUCUUCACUGGUCUGAGGGACGUUAGCUUUAUUACGUUUGUGCGGCUUACUGUCAUCAUAACUGUAAAAUGCUUUAAGCUGUGUCUGCAAAAUGCUUUAGUGCUGUAUUUAAUAUCUGAAUAUUUAAUGUAGGACAAAAUUUUCUAAUUAAUUUAUGUAACUUGUUAAUUUUUGUAAUUUUAUGAAAUUUUCAGAUUUUUAGGAUUAAA